CCCCUCCAAUUUUCUUGAACCGAGAAAGAUUUUGAGCAGAGUUGAUGGAGAUAUCUCUUGUAUCUGGAAAUGGGAUUACACCUAUCCCCAAUAACCAGUCUCCAUUAACGUGUUCUUGUUUCCCAUUUUUACCAUUUCCCUUUUCUGCAACUGCAGUUAGACCCUUCAAGAACUCCAAAUUCACUGUAUUUGCCACAACAACUGUUGAGCCCAAUGAAACCCGAAAUUGGCAGAGAAAUGUCCCUCCAAAAUCUUCAAAGAUUGUUUCUUUACGCUAUAAAACGAGACAAUCUGCAAUUCUUGAUAUUCAGGAAUCCUCUGACUUGGACUCUGCUCUGUCAAGGUCUGGAGGUAAGUUGAAGGCUCAAGAUUUGAAUGUUAUUUUGCGCCAUUUUGGGAAGCUGAACCGAUGGAAGGAACUUUCCCAGCUUUUUGCCUGGAUGCAACAAAAUGAGAAGACGAACAUUGCGUCUUACAGCGGUUAUAUAAAAUUCACGGGGAAAAGCCUUGAUCCUAUGAAGGCAUUAGACAUCUACAACAGCAUUAAAGAUGAGUUGACAAGGAACAAUGUAUCAGUUUGUAACUCUGUUCUUGAUUGUCUCGUUAAAAAUGGCAAGUUUGAGAGGUGCCUCAACAUGUUUCAUCAAAUGAAGCAAGCAGGCCUAAAACCAGACAUUGUAACUUAUUCUACGCUACUUGUAGGCUGUGCAAAAGUCAAAGACGGUUAUUCUAAGGCGACAGAACUGGUUCGAGAGCUGAAAUACCAUGGGCUGCAGAUGGACAGUGUAAUUUAUGGUACACUUUUAUCUGUAUGUGCUUCCAAUAAUCAAUGUCAAGAAGCAGAGCGAUAUUUUAUGGAGAUGAAGAGUGAAGGUUAUUCUCCUAAUGUCUUCCACUACAGCUCAUUGAUCAAUGCCUACUCGGUUGAUGGAAACUAUACAAAGGCGGAUGAGUUAAUUCAAGAGAUGAAAUCAGGAGGGUUAGUGUUGAAUAAGGUUAUUUUGACAACUUUGCUAAAAGUGUAUGUUAGAGGAGGUUUGUUUGAGAAAUCAAGAGAGCUGAUAAACAAAUUGGAUAAACUAGGCUACGCAGAGGAUGAGAUGCCGUACUGUAUACUUAUGGAUGGUUUAGUAAAGGCUGGAAAAGUCACUGAAGCAAAAACACUUUUUGAUGAAAUGAAGAAUAAAAAUGUGAAAACUGAUGGCUAUGCCUAUAGUAUUAUGAUAUCAGGAUUCUGCCGUGGUGGGCUCCUUCAGGAUGCAAAGCAAUUGGCUUCUAGCUAUGAAGCAAAAUAUGAUAGAUAUGAUAUAGUUAUUUUAAAUACAAUGCUUUGUGCUUACUGUCGAGCGGGAGAGAUGGACAAUGUGAUGAAAAUGCUGAAGAAAGUGGAUGAGUCAGCAAUUAGUCCUGAUUGGAAUACCUUUCAUAUUUUAAUAAGGUAUUUUUGCAAAGAAAAGCUGUAUAUACUUGCUUACCAUACCCUGGACGACAUGCACAAGAAAGGCCAUCAACCAGAGGAGGAACUAUGUUCUUCUUUAAUUCAUUAUCUUGGUAAAACUGGUGCACAUGCUGAAGCAUUUUCUGUAUAUAAUAUCUUGAAAUAUAGCAAGAGAACCAUGUGCAAUGCUCUUCAUGAGAAAAUUUUGCACAUUUUAGUUGCCGGACGACUUCUCAAAGAUGCAUACAUAAUAAUCAAGGACAAUGCAGGCUCCAUUUCUCAAUCUGCCACAAAGAAAUUUGCAGUUUCCUUCAUGAAAUCAGGCAAUAUAAACUUGGUAAAUGAUGUAAUAAAGGCCAUUCACAGUUCUGGGUACAAGAUUGAUCAGAAAUUAUUUCAUAUGGCUAUAUCACGGUAUGUUGAGGACUCUGAGAAGAAAGACUUGCUGCUUCAGUUGCUAAAGUGGAUGCCAGGUCAAGGCUAUUCUGUUGAUUCCUCUACAAGAAACUUAAUCCUCAAGAAGUCUCACUUGUAUGGAUGCCAAAUUGUUGCUGAAUUAUUAUCCAAGCAGCAGGUAGUGUCAAUAACAAAAUCUCGUCGGACAAGGACUAAAUGAGGCAGUACAGGUAUUUUAUGGUUCCUUCCUGCUCUCUGGUGAUCAGCGAUGAUUGGGAUCUCCACAGGAUACAAAUGAAUUCUGUCCGACCAUGCAUUUCUUACAUUUGGG
Coffea eugenioides is the source of this 2165-nucleotide messenger RNA. Its product is annotated as pentatricopeptide repeat-containing protein At1g10910, chloroplastic. The record is from RefSeq and is a predicted model, not a curated record. Bases 45 to 2054 code for a protein of 669 amino acids. Gene Ontology annotation, molecular function: protein binding. Lineage: Eukaryota; Viridiplantae; Streptophyta; Magnoliopsida; Gentianales; Rubiaceae. The transcript is spliced from 11 exons.